AGUAUUAACUAGUUUGGUAUAGUUUGUGCUCGAAAUGUUUAUGAUAGAAAUCAGCAAUCCGGCGCGCAAGUGCCUGAGUUUGCGACCGCGUAGCGCGGCGCGUUUGUUGUUCAACACUACCUAGAAGCCGAUUCGAACUAAGAAAUUGACGUCAAUUGUUCUCAUUUUGUUAUUUGCCUGUGUCAUUUUAUCAGCAUUACAUUGGCGUAAGCGGCGACAACUUCUCUCCUCUACUCAAAUCUAAUUGAUUUGCUUUAAUUAUUUAAUAAUUAUCAAUUUAAACAGUCCAUACAUUUAACACCAACAACCCAUUCAUCGAAUUAAUUCCAUUGCCAAAAAACUUAUAUAACACAAUGACUUAUCCAGCAUCAACUUUUUGUAUUAGGUAAGUAAAGAAGUAUUUACAUCAUUCAAUCAUCAAUUGCAUUAAGUCAAAGUUUUGAGCUUUGUGCUGUGUAAGAGCGUAAGUAUACCUAUUCGUAAUUAUAUAAAAGUGCAAUGAAUCAGAUUAAGUAUGAUAAUUCUAGGAUGUAAUAAAGGCUCCUUAAGAGGUCUGAUCUAGGGAAGCUGGCAAGUAAUCUCUAAUAGAAAGCAGGACACAAGUACACAACCAAUUGUUGUGGAGGCCCCGGUAGCCUCUCUUGUUCUUUUCAGCUGAUACAAUGAUGGCGAGACGAGGUAUUUUUGGUGCUUCCUAUUUAAUUGCAUAACGUAACAAUAUUUUAUGACAGAAAGCCACGAUAGUAAACAUACAAUGUUUAGACGCUUAUCGACACUGUACGUAAUAAUUACACUAAGGCCAAGAUCCGAUCUUAAAAUGCUGUUCUAAUGCGCCGUAAUAUGGACUAUAAUUUAAUGACUAGUUACUGUAAACGAGCUUGAGUAAAUAAAUCCAACAAGUUUAAUGCAAAAGUUUUGGUUUACGCUUUAUGGUAAAUAUUUGGUGUACGUCGUAUAGCCGUUUUAUAGAUCUAGUAAAAUGUUUGGUUUAAUUGUGCUAGGUCAAGAGCGGGCGUUCGACAGGCGUCCUUGUGACGGGUAAAUAUUAUUGUCUAAGCGGGUUUUCCACUGUUUAGUGUUUGUGGAGUCAUGGAUGCUGCGAGCUUCGGCGGCUGGCGGACGGGUGCGACGACCGCACCAGCCAGCUCACGGCUAUACCACUCCGGCUAUGUACAUACAUAUAUAUCUAUAUAUAUGUACAUGUACCUUGACAAACGUUAUUGACAGGUAAAUUAUCUUUAUACAAACAGCCUAUCGUGUAAUAAUAUUACGAAUGCAGGAAUUUUUAAAAUGUCAUAUAAAAAUGAUUCAUAGGAUAAUAGAUAAGUAACCAAGUUGGCAGGUGUAGUUUAGCAAAUAAUAUAAUAUGAAUAGGCCGUUGUGGGAGUGGUAGUGGUGUGGGGCGCGGCAAUAGGCGGCGCGGUGCGCGGGCGCCGCUCGGUGGGCGGGCGCACUGUAGCCCUGCACGCGGCCCGGCGCGCACGCACGCAUGAAGACCGAGGAGCAAGCCACAGAGGAGGCGGCCCGCCGCCCGCCGGCCACCCGAAGACAAGAAAAACCACCGUACUCUUACAUAGCCCUCAUAGUCAUGGCGAUCAGACACUCUCCGAACAAAAGGCUGACACUUAGCGAAAUUUACAGUUAUCUUCAACAAACAUUUCCAUUUUUCCGAAGUUCAUAUCAGGGUUGGAAGAACUCUGUGCGUCACAAUUUAAGCUUAAACGAAUGUUUUGUGAAGCUCCCGAAGGGACUCGGGAGGCCGGGGAAGGGGCACUAUUGGACUAUCGACCCUUCCUCAGAGUUCAUGUUCGAAGAGGGUUCGUUCAGGAGGCGACCUCGAGGAUUCCGCCGGAAGUGCCAGGCUCUUAAGCCUCAGUUUGGGAGCGGUGGAUACCUGUGCGGAGGCGGGGUUACCGCGCUGCCGCCGGCACAGCCCGCCGGCUACGAGCUCGCCGGCAGCAGUGGGGCCGGCACGAGCAACGCGAGUUCCAUCGACUACGGAGCCUGUGCCUAUUCGCACACCAGUUCGUCGAGCCAGCAGCUGCCCUACGGCAGCGACUACUGCACAUACGGCGGCAUGGGCGAGCGCGAGUGGCCGAUUCCCUACGGGUCGGUGGACACCAGUUAUCGGCCGCCGCCGCCUUCCCCGCCGCCGCACCACGACCUUCCAGAUCUCAUACCCAAUUACCAAUAUGUAACCAAUGACCAUGGUACAUCGGCGAUGUUCGCAGGAAUGCGCGGAGUGCACGGGCAAAUGCUCGGGGGCGGGUCGCUGGGGCUGGGCGGCUUCGGACUGGGCUCGCCGCUGCCGGCGCUACCGGAGCGCAAGGCGUAUGCGUCGCCGCCGCCGACGCCGCUGCCCGCGCUGCCGCCGCUGCCUGCGCUGCCCGCGCCCUCCGCCCCACCGGCGUCCGGCCAGCCACCUGUAGUCAGCUCCGCGUCGGUUCAUGCCUACUACGAUCACAUGAAAUACUCCUUACACCAGUGAGCUCCUGAAUACUGACGCAGCGUAAAAAUUUAGGCAGGUUAGCAUCGGCGCAGGCAGCUAGGACUAGUGAGCAAGGACUCUCCCCAUAAUGUGAUCUAGACUGUCAGAUAGAUAUGAUUCAGAGAAAUAUGUAAUGAAUUACAGAAUAGGUAAUUGAUUUUAUUUAUGAUUAUACCCUUUCUGCAAUUGGUAUUUGAUACAGCUUGGUAUUUACUACAAUCCCGCAAUGUAGAAUAAUUUUAAUCGAUGACAACUAUUUUAUAUUUUGUAUGACCUGAUCGUAAAUACAAAAUUAGUUUAAAUUCUUAACAUCCGAAUGGAUCAUAACAUUCAUAACUAAAUUACGCACAGCCCGAAGACAAUCUAUUCUACAUUUAAAAACAUUGCAUAAAUAUUGCAUAGUUCCCUGUACGUGGUGUGGUAUUUAUCCGAAAGAAUCUAAAUAAGUACUGUAUUGUACAUGUGCCUACUUUGUCUCAAAAACAUUAACCCUGAAAACACACUCCUUUUUUGGGCAGUCGAAUAAAAAUGAACGACAAGGUUGAGUUUCCCGGUUUCAUAAAAAGGGGAAGUGAAAUUGAAUUCGAGUCUAUUUUUAUUGCAAGAUGAAAGUAAGAAAUUACAACUAAAUUACUGAUUGACCCUAAUUAUUUUCGAAAAGUGCGAAAAUACGGUGAAAUAAAAGUAAGUUUGUUUAUUUACACUUUAAACCUUUCUAUUUCUCCAGUGUCUGGAUUUCAGACCGUAAGUAGUAUUGAGAGACCUACGAAGAAAUCUGUUAUUUUUGCUUAAUUUUCGCAUUCCAUUCAUCUUUCUCAUACUUGUUGUUAAACAUUAAGCUUGUCUCUUUCGGUGUGAUUUGUGUGUGGUGAGCACAUGCACAUUUCUCGCUUGCCUAGAUAGGCGCUACUAAAGGCAACUUGUAAGUACAAUUUGUACAAGAUAGGUAAGUGUUUCUAUUUUGGAACGCCUAUAACCAAUCUUUAGUUAUAAUACCAUUGCUAUACAGUAUAGCAUAGCCUAUGCUAUCGAUUAUUUUUACAUGAAAACACGUACUUAUAUACGGGACGUACUUAUACUAUAGGUAUUAAUCGUUGAUCUCUAUCUGUUAACACUGUUGGUGGGGACAUACAUACUUAGAACUCUCUUAUAAUGGUCGGAGUGGUACAAUUACUUUAUAAGAGGGCCCUAACGUAAAAUUAGUUUAUAUAUAUAUAUAUUUUUUGCAUUCAUACACUUACACUAUAUACACUGCAUACUCUGCAUAGCCGAGGGAUUUGACUAUUUUCAUCAGUGUAAUGGAGAUAAUAGAUAAAAAUCCCGCGCGGUGGACAAAUCUUCCAUCGCAAGUUUUGCGCGGCGCAUUAUAUAAUUAUGAUUUCCCGGUUUUACGCCCAGCCUCUUAAUGUCCAGUCUUAGUGUCAGAAAAUAUUCAUGUUUGGUACCUAUAUCGACUUAGGGUAAGAAUAGUCAUUAUAUCAUACUUGAAUGAAUGUAAUAUUUACAUUUAUAUUGUUUACAUACACCUAGUGAAUUCAUCUACGUAUAUUAUUAGUAUUAAGUACUCACUGAAGGUUUUAGACUUAAGUAUCUGAGCGGGUUUGUUCUACAGCGAAGAAUAACGCGCUCCCUGGCGCGAGAGCGGUGUGUUGUCACUGAUAGCUUAAGUUAUUACAUAUUUAGCGACCAUAAUUAUUUUUAAGGAAUUAUCGUUUUGAAUAAAUUAUCUUUAAUAA
Cydia pomonella (codling moth) is the source of this 4224-nucleotide messenger RNA. RefSeq names its product forkhead box protein F2-like. NCBI's taxonomy places the organism in Eukaryota, Metazoa, Arthropoda, Insecta, Lepidoptera, Tortricidae. Gene Ontology annotation, molecular function: DNA-binding transcription factor activity, RNA polymerase II-specific; RNA polymerase II cis-regulatory region sequence-specific DNA binding. Bases 1490 to 2488 code for a protein of 332 amino acids. The transcript is spliced from 2 exons. The record is from RefSeq and is a predicted model, not a curated record. Gene Ontology annotation, cellular component: nucleus. Gene Ontology annotation, biological process: animal organ morphogenesis; regulation of transcription by RNA polymerase II.